This is a messenger RNA of Lottia gigantea (owl limpet), 672 nucleotides long. RefSeq lists its product as hypothetical. Gene Ontology annotation, cellular component: mitochondrion. The annotation marks the transcript as partial. The record is from RefSeq and is a predicted model, not a curated record. NCBI's taxonomy places the organism in Eukaryota, Metazoa, Mollusca, Gastropoda, Lottiidae. The transcript is spliced from 4 exons. Gene Ontology annotation, biological process: mitochondrial respiratory chain complex I assembly; mitochondrial electron transport, NADH to ubiquinone.
UUAAAACAAGAAGUAGAAAUAUUCAGAAAUAAAUUAACGCAUAUGUUGAACUUUGACAUCCGUUUUAAUAUCAAAAAUGGAGAUUUCGAAAAUAUAUGGAAAUUUCAUGAUCCUGAAACUAUAGAUAAAUGGAUCGUUACAAGUGAUAAAGAUAAUAUUGAAGGAAUGAGUAAAGCUCAUUUUCAGUUUAGUGAAAACAAAACUGGUGUUUUCCAUGGUUAUCUCAACACAGAAACUGUAAAAGAUGGUUUUAACAGAUAUGCAGGAUAUUGUAAUAUAAGAUCUCCUGGCAAUUAUGAAUCUGGUUUUGAUGUAUAUGAUUUUGAUCCAUUCAACACAUUACUUCUUAAAGUUCGUGGUGAUGGGCGCAACUAUUUACUAACUAUUGGUCAACAGAAGUUUUAUGAUGUUCAAAAUCAUGAUCUAUAUUGUUAUCCAUUACAUACUAGAGGUGGACCCUAUUGGCAGACAGUUAUGAUCCCAUUUUCAAAGUUUUUUCUGACAAGCAAAGGAAGACUUCAAGAUAAGCAGGAACCAUUGAAUGGCUCCAGAGUUUCCAAUAUAGGUAUCUCUUGUCAAGAUGGUUUUGAUGGACCAUUUCAUUUAGAAAUAGAUUCUAUAGCUUUAUUAUAUGACAGUAGUCAGAUAAGUGAAUUUGACUACGAGACCUAU